UGGUUUCUUGAGUUUUUGCCAAGAUUGCAAAUGCAAUCUGUUGACUGACAAAUAAAACAAACCAUGGAUGGUAAAGUAAAAUGAACAUCAUGGAAAUGAUUGGACAAAAUAAACACAUUUUAAUGGAUAUGUGAAAAUGACAAUACAUCUUCGUAAUAACCUACCAACAUAAUUAAUGAAUCAUGUUGGCCCUGAGACUUAACAGAUGUCCACAGGGAGGGAAAUGUAAUCACCGAUAUAGUUACACAUACUUAUUACUGCAACUUAUCAACUUCAUGAGAGUUAGUUUUGCAAACCGUUGGCACCAUUCAGGCAUUCAUAACACAUUAACUUUCAUGAAAGUGACACAGACAAUGCUUGCAAAUAAAUAUUUUAACUAAAAAACGAUAUUUUAUUAGUUGACAUCAAUUUCUUAAUAAUAUUUUCAUAUUUGAUUUGUUUAACUUUUUAUUACAUUUGGGUAUAUCUUUACAGAUUUCCAGCAAGUCUUCAAAUCUGAAAUUUCAGAGAACUAUCAAAAUUUUCAGUUGAGUAAAAGGUGAUUUUAUGGCUCACCGAAAUGAUGACGGCCGCAAGGGAAAAUCGUUCGAGACAUUCAAAGAUGAAGAAGUAAAAAAUACGAAACAUAAGAAAAGAUAUCAUACAGGGGGCUAUUCCAGAAUAAAAGACUCUUCUGAGUCAAGGACACCACCACUCCCCACCAGCAUGCCCACCAUCCCCACCAUGGAGGAACUCAUCAAACAGAGGGAAAUAUUACAAGAAGAAUUAAAUAAAAUAUCAAAAAAUACUGCAGAACAUUCUAAAAACAAUAAAUCUAGAACAUAUGACAAGAAACCAAGAAACACUGAAAAUUUUAGAGAACCUCAUAAAAAACGUAAAAGUGAAAGUCAAGACAUUGAGUUGAAGGAUGAAGGUAAAAAACAACGUAAGCUUGUUGAUAGUCCCCCUCAUCAUUAUGAUGAGAAUUCAGAAGAUGAGGAAAAUAUUAUAGAAAUCAGAAGAAGACAACGGAAACAACUAUUAGAAAAACUAAAAUCUACACAUGAAGAGCAUGCAGAAAAAGUAGCUCAAAAUAUUAUUACAUCUCAUAAAACUUUCAAUGAUAAUAACGGAAAUGAUCAGGAAGCCAUUAUAAGACCAGUUAAUAAAACUAAAACUGACACUGAUGUAACCAAAAAAUCGACUGGCAUGUUUGCUGAUAUGACUAAAGCACCAACUGACAUGUUUGCUGAUGUAGAUACUUUUACACCUGAUAAUGUGCCUGCUGGCGUGACUAAAGAUAACAACAAUGACAAUCCUCAGCUGACCGCUAACUGGGACGACCCUGAUGGCUACUAUAAUAUUAGAAUUGGUGAUGUGUUGAACAACAGAUAUACUAUCAAAGAUACUUAUGGACAGGGCGUGUUUGCCAACGUAGUUCGCGCUCAAGACAAUACUGCCGCAAAUGCUGAAGUAGCCGUAAAGAUAACAAGAAAUAACGAUCUAAUGAGGAAAACUGCUUUAAAAGAAAUAGCUUUCUUAAAAGAAGUUAAUGACACAGACCCCGAUGAUAAAUAUCACUGUGUAAAGCUGUUGCGACAUUUUGUGCACAAAAGUCAUUUGUGUCUAGUAUUAGAGCCUCUUCACAUGGAUAUGCGCGGCGUUAUUAAGAAAUACGGUAGACAUGGAUUAAACUUGAAAGCGUUAGUGAGCUACAGCAGGCAGCUUCUCCUAGCGCUGAGACAUCUAAAGAAGCUUGAUAUCAUCCACGCCGAUAUAAAACCCGAUAAUAUCUUGGUAAACGAGAAGAAAAAUAUCUUGAAGCUGUGUGAUUUCGGCUCGGCGGGUAAAGUUCACGAUACGGAACCCACGCCUUAUCUAGUGUCUAGAUUUUACAGAGCCCCAGAAAUCAUUUUAGGUUUGCCAUAUUCGCACGGGGUGGACAUGUGGUCAACCGCGUGCACGAUGUACGAAAUGGCGGUAGGAAAAAUACUGUUCACAGGUGGCUCCAACAACAAAAUGUUAAAAUGCUUCAUGGACAUCAAGGGGAAAAUACCAAACAAGAUGGCGAGAAAAGGCAAAUUUAAAGACCAGCACUUUAAUUACAACCAUAAUUUCCUUCUUCACAAAAAAGAUGAAGUUACUGGAAGAGAAAAGGUAGUAGAAUACAGCAACAUCAAAGUGACUCGAGAUUUGGGGAAAGAACUUGGAAGGUCGAUAAAUGAUGAAAGAAAAGCUACACAACUCAGAGAAUUACUAGACAAAAUGCUUGCUUUGGACUCUGCUCUAAGGAUAUCCCCCACAGAUGCCUUAAAACAUAUUUUUAUCAGAGAAGAAGUGGAAAAAUAACGACAAAAAAACGGAAUAAAUGCAGAAAUUUAACAAA
This is a messenger RNA of Cydia strobilella, 2365 nucleotides long. Its product is annotated as serine/threonine-protein kinase PRP4 homolog. The record is from RefSeq and is a predicted model, not a curated record. Gene Ontology annotation, molecular function: protein serine/threonine kinase activity; ATP binding. The transcript has 2 exons. Gene Ontology annotation, biological process: peptidyl-serine phosphorylation; peptidyl-threonine phosphorylation. NCBI's taxonomy places the organism in Eukaryota, Metazoa, Arthropoda, Insecta, Lepidoptera, Tortricidae. Bases 547 to 2328 code for a protein of 593 amino acids.